Molecule: messenger RNA, 1685 nt
Organism: Kogia breviceps (pygmy sperm whale)
Lineage: Eukaryota; Metazoa; Chordata; Mammalia; Artiodactyla; Physeteridae
Gene: ARHGEF9
Product: Cdc42 guanine nucleotide exchange factor 9
Molecular function (GO): guanyl-nucleotide exchange factor activity; protein binding
Source: RefSeq, a predicted model, not a curated record
GGGAAAGAGAGGGAGAGAAAGAGCAAGCUUUCUUACUCAGGGGGGAAAGCGUUUUGAGCUUCAACAUGGCCUCGCUGUGAUAUCUGAUCACUGGAGAUUCCAUCGUUAGUGCUGAGGCAGUAUGGGAUCACGUCACCAUGGCCAACCGGGAGUUGGCAUUUAAGGCUGGCGACGUCAUCAAAGUCUUGGAUGCUUCCAACAAGGAUUGGUGGUGGGGCCAGAUCGACGAUGAGGAGGGAUGGUUUCCUGCCAGCUUUGUGAGGCUCUGGGUGAACCAGGAGGAUGGGGUGGAGGAAGGGCCCAGUGACGUUCAGAAUGGGCACCUGGACCCCAACUCAGACUGCCUUUGUCUGGGCCGGCCACUCCAAAACCGGGACCAGAUGCGAGCCAACGUAAUCAAUGAGAUCAUGAGCACUGAGCGUCAUUACAUCAAGCACCUAAAGGACAUUUGUGAGGGCUACCUGAAGCAAUGCCGGAAGAGAAGGGACAUGUUCAGUGAUGAGCAACUGAAGGUGAUCUUUGGGAACAUUGAAGACAUCUACAGGUUUCAGAUGGGCUUCGUAAGAGACCUGGAGAAACAGUACAACAAUGAUGACCCCCACCUCAGCGAGAUAGGACCCUGCUUCCUGGAGCACCAAGAUGGAUUCUGGAUAUACUCUGAGUACUGUAACAACCACCUGGACGCCUGUAUGGAGCUCUCCAAACUGAUGAAGGACAGCCGCUACCAGCACUUUUUUGAGGCCUGUCGCCUCUUGCAGCAGAUGAUCGACAUUGCUAUUGAUGGUUUCCUUUUGACACCAGUGCAGAAGAUCUGCAAGUAUCCCUUACAGUUGGCUGAGCUCCUCAAGUAUACUGCCCAGGACCAUAGUGACUACAGGUAUGUGGCAGCUGCUCUGGCUGUCAUGAGAAAUGUGACUCAGCAGAUCAAUGAACGCAAGCGGCGCUUGGAGAAUAUUGACAAGAUUGCCCAGUGGCAGGCCUCUGUCCUAGACUGGGAGGGCGAGGACAUCCUAGACAGGAGCUCGGAGCUGAUCUACACUGGGGAGAUGGCGUGGAUCUACCAGCCCUAUGGCCGCAACCAGCAGCGGGUCUUCUUCCUGUUUGACCACCAGAUGGUCCUCUGCAAGAAGGACCUGAUCCGGAGAGACAUCCUGUACUACAAAGGCCGCAUUGAUAUGGAUAAAUAUGAGGUAGUUGACAUUGAAGAUGGCAGAGAUGAUGACUUCAAUGUCAGCAUGAAAAAUGCCUUCAAGCUUCAUAACAAGGAAACUGAGGAGAUACACCUAUUCUUUGCCAAGAAGUUGGAGGAGAAGAUACGCUGGCUCAGGGCUUUCAGAGAAGAGAGGAAAAUGGUACAGGAAGAUGAAAAAAUCGGCUUUGAAAUUUCUGAAAAUCAGAAGAGGCAGGCUGCAAUGACUGUGAGAAAAGUCCCGAAACAAAAAGGUGUCACCUCUGCUCGCUCAGUUCCUCCUUCCUACCCACCACCGCAGGACCCGUUAAACCAGGGCCAGUACCUGGUCCCUGAUGGCAUCGCUCAGUCGCAGGUCUUUGAGUUCACCGAACCCAAGCGCAGCCAGUCACCAUUCUGGCAAAACUUCAGCAGGUUAACCCCCUUCAAAAAAUAAUACCAACAGGGAGGCAGAUAAUUUUAAAAUAAAGUAAAUAUAAUUAUAUUUAUAGAUGGA